Messenger RNA from Engraulis encrasicolus (European anchovy), 4612 nucleotides. Its product is annotated as zinc finger protein Xfin-like. The transcript has 9 exons. NCBI's taxonomy places the organism in Eukaryota, Metazoa, Chordata, Actinopteri, Clupeiformes, Engraulidae. Gene Ontology annotation, molecular function: zinc ion binding; DNA-binding transcription factor activity, RNA polymerase II-specific; RNA polymerase II cis-regulatory region sequence-specific DNA binding. Bases 43 to 4521 code for a protein of 1492 amino acids. Gene Ontology annotation, cellular component: nucleus. Gene Ontology annotation, biological process: regulation of transcription by RNA polymerase II. The record is from RefSeq and is a predicted model, not a curated record.
UUCACUUGAUUUAAUCAAGCGAAACCUUGCUAGUUGCAAUGGAUGUAUGCCAUCCGUGGGACCAAGACAAAUGUAUUAAUACAUACCAGAUACGUUAAACUGUCUUUUUUUACACACACCUGCGCGCGGAAGUCAGGUUGUUGUGAAAUGGAAUCACAGCAUUGCGCAAAAGAACCGGACCCUCACUUGUCCGUCCUUCGCCUCCUCACUUCUCCAUUGCGACUGAUAUGUGCAACUGUCUGGCGAGUCGUACAGGAGAAAGAUGUGUUGAACUAUGGAGUCGUGGAGGAAUUCAUAGCCUCAGUUGCAGAGGCCAUCCCGGAUUUAUUAAGUGAACGGCAGUGGGUUCAGCUCCUCCUUGGUCUACGAGCAAAGAUGGUCCUUGAGUCUUGCCGCUUUGAGAAUUCGGCUGACCCCAAAACCACUCAGGAUUACCUGGACAGAAUGCAGUUACCCACUCCGCCUUCGAUCAGAAGCUCAGAUAUGGACGCAUCUCAGUCCAGUUUCCGUGAAUUGUUGAACAUUCUGCUGAAUGAUGCAGAUUGGAAGGAUGUCUUCUUUCAGGAGGUGUUUCCAGAGUACGGGCCCAAGAUUGACCUCCAAUUGCAAAGGCUCAUCUCUACAUUUGUAUCCAGACUAGAGGAGCUUCUUCCCACAUCUCGCAUAGAGAAGGUUGCUGCCAUGCUGGCUGAGGUUCCAUCUGUGAUGGAGGAAUGCUUCCAAACCCUUUCACACCCACACAAAUUGCUGAGCUCCAUCAGCCAUCUCAAAAGUCAUGCAGACAUUGACUCAAGUGAAGACCAUAUUUACGGCCGACUACCACCAGCAGAACCUCCUGAAGAUGAUGACUGCAUCUUCUCCUUUCUUUCCCGACCUCCUCUUGUUCAAGUUGUGGCCAGUGGCGAAGAGAUUAAAGCUGGAUUGAGUUCCUCUCUUUUCCAAGAUGUUCUAAUUGAGUGCGAAGAAGUGAGCGAUUUGGCCAAUGAUGUCUACAUAGUGGAGGCCAAGUUUGAGACAAAAAUGAGAGAGGACAUGGUCAAAAUGGGUGGACAUCAGGAUGGUGGUGUUAACAGACACAUUGAUCAGCAACAGGAGCUGGUGCGUGGGAACACUACAAUUCCAGUGCCAAGGCAACUCAUUGUCAAGCUUGAUAGAAUCGACAUCACCGGUAUACCAUUGCCACCACCUUUGCCCACACAAAGUGGAAGACCUCGGACAAAAAGACUGAGUUUCCUCCGAGCUAAAAAUAUAUGGCAGAAGAUUGCACCGGUUGAUGAUGACGAGUCUGACCCAGACUUCACGUCUGACCUAGUGGCUCAGCACUCUGACGCAUUUGCAAAAAGAGGAAUAACAGAAGGUUGCAAGCCACCACCUGUGCUCUUUGCCUGCUCCAGGUGUUCUUUUCAAGCCAACACUGGAAUAGCUCUGGACCAACACCUUGUGAAGGAUCACCCAAAUGACUUCCAACAGCUUCAUUCAGCGCGUAAUCACCACAUAAGCCUUUCAGAACUCCAACCAAACCACAAGUCAUUUGCCUCAGUCCAACAAGCUGUGCCUGAAAGAAGGGGUGUGUUAAAGACGUGCACGUUUUGUCAACUGUGCUUCUCACAUGGUGAUCAAAUGAGGAAACACCUUAAGGAGCAGCACGCUGUAGAGAUAAAACCUCCUCACCGACCUCAAUCAAAUGUGAAUUACCCAAGAAAGCUGGUGUCAAAAACAUGUCGUAUUCCAGGGCAGGUGUCAAAAACAUGUCCAGUAUGUAGUAAGACUUUCACACGUGGAACUGUAAUGAGGGAACACCUGAAGAAGCAGCACUCUGUGAUCAGCAAGGAAAUUCUCCCCCCUCGGCCAACUCAGGAUAAUUUAUCUGUGGAUAACAAUACGGCAGGGACCGCAAGUCAUAAUGACCAAGUUAACAGAGAACUGGAAAGUAUUCCAGAACAGACAAGUAUUCCAGGGCUGGUGUCAAAAACAUGUCCAGUAUGUAAUAAGACCUUCACACGUGGUAAUGUAAUGAGAUUACACCUGAAGAAGCAGCACUCUGUGAUCAGCAAGGAAAUCCUCUCCCCUCAACCAAAUCGAGAUAAUCUAAGCGGGUCAGAAAUUCUCCCCCCUCGGCCAACUCAGGAUAAUUCAUCUGUGGAUAACAAUAUGGCAGGGACCGCAAGUCAUAAUGACCAAGUUAACAGAGAACUGGAAAGUAUUCCAAAACAGAGAAGUAUUCCAGGGCGGGUGUCAAAAACAUGUCCAGUAUGUAAUAAGACCUUCACACGUGGUAAUGUAAUGAGAUUACACCUGAAGAAGCAGCACUCUGUGAUCAGCAAGGAAAUCCUCUCCCCUCAACCAAAUCGAGAUAAUCUAAGCGGGUCAGAAAUUCUCCCCCCUCGGCCAACUCAGGAUAAUUCAUCUGUGGAUAACAAUAUGACAGGGACCGCAAGUCAUAAUGACCAAGUUAACAGAGAACUGGAAAGUAGUCCAGAACAGACAAGUAUUCCAGGGCUGGUGUCAAAAACGUGUCCAGUAUGUAAUAAGACUUUCACACGUGGUAAUGUAAUGAGGGAACACCUGAAGAAGCAGCACUCUGUGAUCAGCAAGGAAAUCCUCUCCGACACACAGGGAAUGAUGACCGAUGUGCUGGCUCCCAAGUGGAUUCUCAAGUGUGACGGCUGUAAAGAGCACUUCUCAACCCCUUCAAAUAUGAGGAGGCACCUGAGGGAACACUCAGCUUGUAGUUCAGUUAAAUUCAAGCCCCGUAGAAGAGAAGUUGUGCCAAUCACAUGUCCAGUAUGUGAAAUGACCUUCAAGAUGGAUCAUGCAUUGACACGACACCUGAAGACAUGGCACUCUGAGGUCUGUGACAAAGUUCUCUCCUCUUUAUCAAUUCAGGAUAAUUUAAGAGAGGUGGUGAAUUCAAAGACGUGCCCAAAGUGUAAAAAGACCUUUCCACAGGUUUACAUAAUGAGACGACACCUGGAGCACAAGCACUUUGUGGUCUGUGAGAGAAUCCUCUCCCCUCUAUCAAAUCAGGAUAGUCUACCUGUGGAAAACGAUGCACAAGGGCCUAUUGUUGCAAGCACUGCUGAGCUCCUAUCAAACCCUGCUGCUUGUGGAUCAGUGCAACAGUUACAGCCGAGUGGCUCAGAUGAGACGGAGCAGAUGGCGGUUAACCUAGGACGAAAGGACCUCAUUGGAAAGGAAAUGGAUAAACAUCCUGGUGACAACUUCCAGCAUCCAAAGGCUCUAGAAUUAGAAUACGCAAAGGAACACUCCACAAGUGGAAACACUGGCAUACAUCAACUUAAUCAGAAUGAUCCCACUGUGCUCCACUUUGAAUGCUCAAAGUGUGGUGAAAGAUUCUCUGUCUUGUCUGAGCUUGAAAAGCAUAAUCAAAACGCAUGCACAGAACUAACUGCUGUAAUUCAUGAAGUGGUUUCUCCCACUGACGACACACAGGGAGUGAUGACCGAUGUUGUGCUGGCUCCCAAGUGGAUUCUCAAGUGUGACGGCUGUAAAGAGGUAUUUCACACAGUCGGUGAGAUGGAGAAGCAUGUGAUUUGCCAUUGGGAGGGAAAGCCUUUGCGAUGCAGCCUUUGUGAGCGAUACUUCAAGAAUGGCUUGUCGUUAAAUAGUCAUACCGAAGUGCCCUCCAAGUGCACCAUCUGUGGGGGAACAUUUACUAACCUUUCCAGCUUAAGUUUGCACUACCUAGAAGCUCACAACAUCAAAGACUCCUACCCCUGCUCGGACUGCCAGAAGACCUUCCUCAAUGUUUGUCGCUUGGUGCUGCACUUGCAAGACCACACAGGAGAAUUCCCUUUCCAGUGCACUCGGUGUCUUAAGCGAUUCAAGCGGGCUACGUGUCUCGCUAGGCACCGACAAAUGAGCAGUUGCAACGUCAACUGGAGAAUAAUGGAAAGGAAAUUUUUGUGCCAUGUGUGCGGUAAAGGAUUUCACAUGUUAAGUUCCCUGAAGGUGCACGAGACGAUCCACCAGUCCACUCGCAACUUCAUAUGCUCCGAGUGUGGCAAGUGUUUCAAAGGAACUGUGAACUUGAAGGCGCACAUGAGAACACACGUGGAUGAUGCGGUACGACGGCAUCACUCUUGCUCUUACUGUGGUAAGAAGUUCCUACACGCUGCAGCUUUGGUGCGCCACCAUCGCAUUCACACUGGGGAGAGACCUUUCCCCUGCGCCAAAUGCAACAAGACCUUUAAGUCAGACACGGAGUUGCAAAAGCACAUGCGCUAUCACAACAACUACAGGCCAUUUCAAUGCCAAGUGUGCCGGAAAAGAUUUACUCAGACAAGCUGCUUGAAAUCGCACAUGCGCGCACACACUGGUGAGAGGCCGUAUGCUUGCUCGGUAUGUGACAAACGCUUUGCGUUGUCUUUUCAAAGGAAACGCCACAUGCUCAUCCAUACUGGAGAAAAGCCUUUUGUUUGUGAACAUUGUGGCAAAGCAUAUAACCAGAAAAACUGUUUAACUCUCCAUCUAAAAAAAUGUCCCCAAAUCAUCUUGUAGAUGUAUUAGACCAUAACACUGAAAUGAUCCCUGGCAUCUGUCCUUGUUUUGAUUACUUUCUCUGAAGUAAAUAAAUUACAAACACCACCAA